CGCGCUGGGAAGGAGGGCGGGAGGGAAAGGAGGGAGGGGGGAGGCCGGUGCCCGAACCAAGAUGGCGGUGCAGGAAUCGGCCGCUCAGCUCUCAAUGACUCUGAAGGUGCAGGAGUACCCCACUCUCAAGGUGUUUUAAGCUAACACAGUUGAGGAGAGGAUGCACACCAUUUUUCUGACCCUUGAAAGGAGAGCAUAGUUCUGUAAUGGUUCCCCCCCACCUGAUCUGAGAUAAGCCUUACCAGGAACUCUUACAAGAAAGACUGAAGCCCUUAUGCGGAUAAGGAACUGGGCAAGAUUAAAAACAAACAUCAAGAUUUAGUAACCAGCUUCUGUAAUGGAGGAAGAUUUCUGUUAGGAUUCUGCUGGCAUCCUGAUGAUAUUCAGCUGUUUGAGCAGCCUGGAAGAAAGAGUGCCAUAUGAAACGCUGAACAAACGAUUCCGAGCUGCACAGAAGAACAUUGAUCGGGAGACCAGCCACGUUACCAUGGUGGUGGCAGAGCUGGAGAAGACGCUGAGCAGUUGUCCUGCUGUGGACUCGGUUGUCAGCCUCCUGGAUGGAGUCGUUGAAAAACUCAGUGUUCUGAAACGCAAGGCCGUUGAGUCAAUCCAGGCUGAAGAUGAAAGUGCGAAGCUCUGCAAACGCAGGAUUGAACAUCUGAAGGAGCACAGCAGUGACCAGCCGGCUCCUGCCAACAUGUGGAAGAAGAAACGCAUGGAUCGUAUGAUGGUGGAACAUCUCCUGCGCUGUGGCUACUACAACACAGCUGUCAAACUAGCCAGACAAAGUGGCAUCGAGGACUUGGUAAAUAUUGAGAUGUUUUUGACUGCUAAGGAAGUGGAAGAGUCAUUGGAAAGACAAGAGACUAUGACUUGCUUGGCUUGGUGUCAUGACAACAAAUCCAGACUCAGAAAAAUGAAGAGCUGUCUGGAGUUCAGCCUAAGGAUUCAGGAGUUCAUUGAACUCAUUCGACAGAACAAGAGACUGGAUGCUGUGAGACAUGCAAGAAAGCACUUCAGUCAGGCUGAGGGAAGCCAGCUGGAUGAGGUUCGACAGGUGAUGGGAAUGUUGGCCUUUCCUUCAGACACUCACAUCUCUCCCUAUAAGGAUCUCUUGGACCCUGCUCGAUGGAGAAUGCUGAUCCAACAGUUUAGAUAUGAUAACUACAGACUACAUCAGCUGGGAAACAAUUCUGUUUUUACUAUAACACUCCAGGCAGGCCUUUCAGCUAUAAAAACACCACAGUGUUAUAAAGAGGAUGGGAGCUCAAAAAACCCCGACUGCCCUGUGUGUAGCAAAUCCCUGAACAAGCUGGCUCAGCCCCUGCCGAUGGCACAUUGUGCCAACUCCCGACUAGUCUGCAAGAUUUCGGGGGAUGUAAUGAACGAAAAUAAUCCUCCUAUGAUGUUACCAAAUGGAUAUGUCUAUGGAUACAAUUCUCUGCUUUCUAUUCGUCAAGAUGACAAAGUAAUUUGCCCAAGAACCAAAGAAGUCUUCAACUUCUCACAAGCUGAGAAAGUCUACAUCAUGUAGGUCUGUAAAACACAGGAUGAAGUGCCGCUGGAAUUCUGACACAGUGUAUCUUGGCAUACCCUGUAAAAAGGGGGGGCCUUAAUGUGUGGCAAAGAAGCAAAACCUGCCACCUUGGGGAGCAGACCUGUCGGUGGCAUUAUUGUUUCUUGCGACCAAAGAUCAAUGAGCAACAAUAAACACUCUAGAAAGGAAAAAAAAAAAAAAAAAAGGAAAAAAAACAAAAGAAAAGGAAAAAAAAAAAAAGAGAGAGGAAUUAUGACUUAAGUUUGUACUUGAAUAAAAAAACGCAAAAACAAAUUUUGAUUGUUAAGGUUUUGUAACAUAAAGUCAAAAAUUGGACUCUUCUCAAAGAAAAGUACUUUCAUCUUCUAAAGGAUAGCUUUCUUUAAAGACGGACACUUGCACUGGGGGAAAAGUUACAACAGAAUUGAAAUGAAAUCCAUUUUUCUUCCCUCUUUUUCACAAUUGUCCAAGACCCUUUUGUUAUCAGAGAUCAGUACUACCAACGUGUUCUCCUUUAAGCUCCUCUUUGCCUUUUUUAUGAUCCUCUGGUGAAGUAAUCCUGAACAUGAAUGAUGUAACUUAUUUCCGUGGGAAGAUAUUUUUUAUGUCUUUGACACAAGGUGGCUUCUCUGGAGGAUCAAAUAGGGACUGGUUUGAAGGAGUAUGAAGUCUUAUUCCAAACCCAAAUAUUUUAAAGAGGUUGCAUAAGUAUCAAGAAGAACUGAGAACAUUUCAGGCAAAAUCCAAUGCUUGUUUAAAUGUUCUUUUUCCAGUCUACCAUAGUGUUAAAGUCCUUCUAAAGUUAUUAGUUAUGUGCAUAGGGUUCAAUAUGAAAUCAUUAGUGCUACUGCCUUAUUUCUUGCUUUGAGAAUGUACUCACAUGACAAUGAGCUGGUAUUCUUAAGUGUUGGGCGAAGUUUCUGAAGAUGCCUUGCAGGAUGAUUACAUAAUUUUAGGGUCUAAAUAGUAUUCAUUACUGAAACUAAUAGUUCAAUUUUAACAACUGCAGAACACAUACUUAUGACUUUUCAAAAAAAUUAAACCAUUGUAGUUUAAACAAAACCAUAUUGUAGAGGUUUGUAUUUAGCGCUUAUUUUUGCAUGUUGAUGUUGAUUAGCUAAUAAAAGAUUGUAAAUGUAAGACAUGUUAA
This is a messenger RNA of Hirundo rustica (Barn swallow), 2687 nucleotides long. It is a transcript of the gene MAEA, whose product is annotated as macrophage erythroblast attacher, E3 ubiquitin ligase. The record is from RefSeq and is a predicted model, not a curated record. Lineage: Eukaryota; Metazoa; Chordata; Aves; Passeriformes; Hirundinidae. Gene Ontology annotation, cellular component: GID complex; cytoplasm; nucleus. Gene Ontology annotation, molecular function: ubiquitin protein ligase activity; protein binding. Gene Ontology annotation, biological process: proteasome-mediated ubiquitin-dependent protein catabolic process. The transcript has 11 exons. The coding region runs from base 377 to 1534 and encodes 385 amino acids.